GAACAAUGCGGCUUUGGAAUGAUGCAACCAUGCACAUCAUGCGGAAGGUCAACAUGCGAAAUGCGCCAUUGCGGAUAUUUAUUUUGUGCCUCUGCGUUUGCUCGUAGGAGGUCUAAAAAACGCGUGGCAGAUGUGUUCGCGAAGGGGAAACCUUGUUCAGAACAAAAACGUAGUGGACCUGACAUCACACACCUGGGCUGCUGGACAGGAAAUUCUUGUAUGAUAUCAAUGGGAAAAGGGUCGCCGAGAGACACGUAACCACCUUAUGACGUCGUAUGACGGAGGGUGGCAGAUCACGCAGUUUGAUACUCGAGGCGGGGGGACGGGGGAUAUAAAAGGGAGACUACGAGCAUCUCUCGAGGCUUUUCCUUGUACUGCCAUUAAGAACAGCAACACUCAAUUAUCAAAUAUCAAUCACAAACACUUUUGUUCCAUAUCCCUCUGAUAUCCCAUUUCAUCUCUUUUUACUCAAACUAUCGAAAUGUCUGAUAUUGAACGCCAGAGAGCUGAGAAAGUACGAGAAGUAACAGGUGCCCUCAAGGAGGGUAAACUCCCAACUACCGCCCAGGCUGUCUCUGGAAUCCAGCAAAUCCAGCAAGAUGCGUCCCUCGGUGGUGUAUCAAAAGACUUGAGUCCCGCGGGAAAGAAGGUCUUGGCGGAUACCGAGCGCAUCCUAGAUGACACCAAGAAGGUCAUUACCCAAACAAUGCCCAACAACGAGCUGCAGAAUACCAUUUACUAUGGUGGACUCGCUGCUCGACGUUCACAACCACUAAGUGCCUCUGAGGCAUCUACCGCUGCUGACCAGUUAGUACAGGCUGGCGCCAAGGCCGCGCAGCUCGCCAAGAUGAUUGUAACAUCUGGCGAGUUCCGGUCACUGCUAAGUGAAAUCAGCGAGAUUGCCCAAGAAAUUGCCCGAAGUAACAUUGACGAAGCCAGUGAUGAUCUUGCCAACGACCCUAAUGCACCAGAACAAGUACGCGAUACGGCUGCCCGGACUCGCGAAACAGUGCGUAACAACGACCUUCAAGGUGCGGCUCAACAGGGAAGGCAACAAGCUCAGGUAACCUAUGAGCAAGGGAAGCAACAAGCGUACAACGCUGCCAAUGAGCAAAGUCGCAAAGCACAAGAAGCCGGGGAUGCUACAAGACGCACAGCCGGUGACUCUCUUGCGGGCGGGGCAACUUUGCGCGAUACUGCAAAGAACCUUGUUGAUACCAUCGCUAAUCAAGCUGAACGACACUUACCUGAGGACACGGUCAACAAGACAUCUGGAGCCAUUCGUGAGCAUGGCGCCAAGCUUCACACUGGUGAGGAGUCCGCGACUGGGCUGAAAAACCAGGCCAUUGAGCAGGGCCGAAGUCUGGCUAAUCAGGCAACCGCGCAACUCCGUGAUCCCAACUCGCAACUUCGCCAGACUGGUGAGCGCGUUGCCCGCAAACUGGUAGACAUGCCCGAAGAUAAGCGCAGGGACAUCAUUCGCCGUGUGAAGGUCGUUGCAAAGACUCUUCAGUCCAAGCCCGAAUUCCAAGGCGGUAUCGACGACAUAUUCGACAUCCUCGCGCCCCUUGGCUGGCAGGCCAAGACCGCGGCAUCCGCUGCUAUCUCGAAGACCGCUGAGGCCCCUACUGAUCCCAACCAGCUUGAAGCAUCUCGGGAAGCUCGCAUCGCCACCGCCAAUGCAAAGCAGCUCAUUGAGAACUUUGCCAACGGCCGCUCAUUGGAUCCUCUCAUUGUCGCAUUGCAAGGCUUCGCCGAGGAAGCUCGUGAGGACCAGGAAUUGCGCGCAUUCUGGAACGACUUUGGCGCCUACCUUCGUCGGACUAUCCGCGAACCCGGUUACGUUGAGCAGGCCAACUACGACCGUGAAGCUGAAGAACUCGUUGAACGCGGUCGUCGGGCCUUGGACAAGUACAACUAUCACACUCAAAAGAUUUCGUACGAGAGCCGCAACUACGCCCAAGCCCUCGCAUCCAACAAGACCACCCAAAGAUUGCAAUCCGAUGCUAACGCCUUGGUCAAUGAUUUGUUCCUCGAUGAACGCGGCAAACCUACAUUCAAACCCGAGCUGCUUCGCGACUUGGCAAAAUGCAUCCCGGCCAUUGCCGACAAACUUGCUUACCUACCUAUCCCUCGUGUUGAGGUUGAUGACGGAACUUACCACCUUAUUUUCGACAACAUUAUUUUGCACUCUACUAUUCUGCCCAAGUAUGUGCACAUUGUGACCGACACCACCGUGGAUGCUAGCAAGAAGGACCCGAACGAGCAAUUCAACAACUACAUCCUUCUCGAAAUUUCCAAAAUUGAAGCAUCUGCUCGUGACAUUGCAUGGUUGUUCAACAAGCACUCUGGUUUCUGGAAGGCGGGUGAUGUCGGUCUUGCAGACUUUGACAUCAAGGGUGAAGGGCUCUCUAUUCGGGUCAAGAUCAUCCCAGGUGCUGAAACUGGCCGUGCGGCUCCAAGCGAUGACGUCAAGGGCCGCUUCCUCCAUGCAGCUGAGGUGGAAACGACUUUGCAUAACCUUGACCUCCGUCUCCACGAUUCCCACCAUGACUUCCUGUACAAGAUCGCGAAACCCAUCCUCCAAAGCCGGGCAAAGAAGCAAAUCGAGCAGGCCGUGUCCGACUCUCUUCGUGAUUUGAUCUUUAGCCUCGACGAAAAGGUUGCACAAGCAGCGAAUCAGGUUGCCCCUGUAGGUGGACCAGAACCCGCAAAGGGGAUCCCGGAGUGGGGAAGCAAAGCUUUCAAUGCUUAAAACACAAUCUAACAAUAUGUUGCGUGAGCGUGGGGCAUAUCCUUCAAGAAGCAUAGUUUUUUGGGGUUGCGAGAUAGUUGAUGUUUUGUUGUAAAUUUGUUAUUGCAAAAGUAUUUUGAACCGUUUAUAUCUUCCCAUAUGCUUUUUACAUAAGCAAACCAAAAAUUCCUUUCACUA
Spizellomyces punctatus DAOM BR117 is the source of this 2932-nucleotide messenger RNA. RefSeq lists its product as uncharacterized. The coding region runs from base 482 to 2755 and encodes 757 amino acids. The transcript is spliced from 8 exons. The record is from RefSeq and is a predicted model, not a curated record. NCBI's taxonomy places the organism in Eukaryota, Fungi, Chytridiomycota, Chytridiomycetes, Spizellomycetales, Spizellomycetaceae. Gene Ontology annotation, molecular function: lipid binding.